CAUCUGUUGACGUUGGGAUCACAUCGGAAUCUAAUCCAAAUCCAUUCGUCGGGCAACUGAAUGAAGGAACAGCAAACAGUGCAAACGAUACCCAACUUCAAGAGGAAAUCUCGCAAUUGCGAAAGGAAAAUUUGAAAUUAAGGAAUCUGAAUAUGAAGCUACAGGAAGCAUUGAUGGAGAAACCGGGGGGAGAUGUUUUCAGAGAGCUUCCAGGUUACCCGGACAAAGCAUGGUUACUGAAAGUAUCUCAGGCGGCCGAUGAAUCGGACUACAAGUUCGUUAAGGAGCUGGUGCUCCAUCUAUGGCCUGAAGGAAUAGGAAAUGCAACUGGUUCAGGUAGAAGAUCCAACAACCCAAGCGGUAAAAGAAAGGCAACAUCGAUGGAAGAACCUGCUCAGCUCGAAGUAUCGAAUCCUCCGGAUAAAUUAGACCCGGAAAAAGUUGAAUACAUCAAGGAUCGACUUUUCGAACGCAGGAUCUUAUUGAAUGAUCCUCGAGGCACCGCAUUAAAAAUUGCGAGAAAGGUUCCAAAAUUCAUUGCAAUCGUCGUCGCCAACAACCCAACUCUCCGAUCAGGAUCCUAAGUGUUUUCAUAUAUAUAGCAUUGUAUUGUAUUUAAGAAUAUAAUACUUAUACUGUUACUCUUCCGAUUUUUCAGAUUGAUAGAAUGAAAUCGAUAUCAAUCAACAGAGGCGCAAAG
This is a messenger RNA of Topomyia yanbarensis, 700 nucleotides long. RefSeq lists its product as uncharacterized. The transcript is spliced from 2 exons. NCBI's taxonomy places the organism in Eukaryota, Metazoa, Arthropoda, Insecta, Diptera, Culicidae. The coding region runs from base 153 to 584 and encodes 143 amino acids. The record is from RefSeq and is a predicted model, not a curated record.